Urocitellus parryii (Arctic ground squirrel) is the source of this 1464-nucleotide messenger RNA. It is a transcript of the gene Chchd4, whose product is annotated as coiled-coil-helix-coiled-coil-helix domain containing 4. Gene Ontology annotation, molecular function: protein-disulfide reductase activity. Gene Ontology annotation, cellular component: mitochondrial intermembrane space. The record is from RefSeq and is a predicted model, not a curated record. Gene Ontology annotation, biological process: protein import into mitochondrial intermembrane space. NCBI's taxonomy places the organism in Eukaryota, Metazoa, Chordata, Mammalia, Rodentia, Sciuridae.
CCGGGCUGUGGCUGGGAAGGCGCGGAGGCAGGCGCGCUGCGGGCAGGCCUGGAGGGGGCGGGUCCGCGCGGGCCUCAGAGCCGCCCGCCCUGCCCGAGGAGGAGAGCGAGGUCACGGCGUGAAGGGGCAGGAGCCGCCGCCGCCGCCGCUCGCGAGGGGCCGAGGAGCCAGGCCCGCCGCCAUGGCCUACUGCCGGCAGGAAGGGAAAGAUCGCAUCAUAUUUGUGACCAAAGAAGACCACGAAACUCCCAGUAAUGCAGAGUUGGUGGCCGAUGACCCCAACGAUCCAUACGAGGAACACGGGUUGAUACUGCCAAACGGAGACAUUAACUGGAACUGCCCGUGCCUGGGGGGCAUGGCCAGCGGCCCCUGUGGGGAACAGUUCAAAUCGGCYUUCUCCUGCUUCCACUAUAGCACACAGGACAUCAAGGGCUCGGACUGUGUGGACCAGUUCCGGGCCAUGCAGGAAUGCAUGCAGAAGUACCCGGAUCUCUAUCCCCAGGAGGACGAGGAGGAGGAGGAGGAGAAGGAGAAGGAGAAGGCAGCGGAACUCGGAGAGCCAGCAGCUCCCCACGAGGCCACUGUGACCAAAGACGGGGUGGACUCCAGCUAAUGCAGGCCCUGAGGCCCCGGGUUCCAGCUUUUUGUCUGCAGGGUGACGUGGACCUUGUGCAGAGAGCCUUUGAGUCACCCACCCUCAGAAAGUGUCUUUCCUGUCYUGCUGUGUGCACUGUAAUGUACAAAAUGACUCCUGUCUGAUCCGGGUGACCUGGCCCCCUGACACCAUGGGGUCCCAGGUAGGUGACUGCUCUGUCACGUUGCCCUGAGCUUUCCCACUGUCACACACUGUGCUGAACCUUCUCAGCAGCCCCAGGUCACCACCCCRGAAUGUCCCUGUGAGUGAGCUGAUGUGAUCUGAUCCAUUCUGUCCCUGUUAGUAGAUCUUACUCCUCUUUGGGAAAUGAAAUAAAAACCAAAAAAAACCUCUUUCUAUAAAAAUGCCGGCGUGGAGCCAUCCCUSGUAGCAGAGGCCAGAUGGUCAGGGCUGGAUUUCUCCAACCGUCUGUCUGCCUUUGGGUGCGUGAGGACGGACUUCAUUCCUGAUGGAUUUUGGUUUCCGUGUUGGCGUUGAGGUUCCCCACAGUUAGAAGGUGCAGACUUGGAUGUGCCUUCCCAACCUUUKGCUGGUUGUGCUGCCCGGAGCCCUGGUCGGCCUGCUCACACUGGCUCUCACUCUGGUCCGCUGCGGUCUUCUUGACACGUCGGGACCUAACUGUGGCCAAGAGAGGACAUGGUGUGAAUGAAGUGCUCAAUUAAAAGGAAAUGUGAUUCCUACCUGCGUCUGAGCGUGUCUCUUCUUUUCACAAGUUGGGCAUACUUUGGAUAUAAGGAAAUAGGAAUUUUGGGAAAUUGCAGUUGAAAUUCCUCUUUUAAAGAUCCUGACAAACCGGGUUGAGUGUGUUA